Messenger RNA from Branchiostoma floridae (Florida lancelet), 5733 nucleotides. Its product is annotated as mucin-2-like. NCBI's taxonomy places the organism in Eukaryota, Metazoa, Chordata, Leptocardii, Amphioxiformes, Branchiostomatidae. The transcript is spliced from 2 exons. The coding region runs from base 85 to 5733 and encodes 1882 amino acids. The record is from RefSeq and is a predicted model, not a curated record.
GUCUCAACUACCUCUAUAAAACCCACAACUGAGGCUUCAACAACCACUCUAGAACCUACCACUGACGCAACAACAACUGCUAUAAUGACCACCUCUGAGGCCUCAACAACCGCCAUAGAACGUACCUCUGGGGCCUCAACAAUAACAUUGACAAAACCGUUUUCUGACCACUCAGCUGCAACUACAGAAGUUGUCUCUGUGGUGCCACAGUCUACUAUAAAACCCACUUCUGAAGCGUCAACGACGACUGUAGAAUAUACCACUGUGGCAACAAGUGGUGGUACAGAACCCAUUUCUGAGCCCCCAACGACCAUUAGAGAACCAACGUCUCAAGUGGCGACGACAACUAAAGAAACCACCUCCGACGAGCCAAUGGACACUACAGAAUUCACAGGUCUUUCUACAGCACCUAUCGAAUCGUCUACGAGUACAUUGUCAGUGACGGAACCGCUUUCAACUAUGAUAAUUACUACCGAAGCGGCAGCAUCAACAGAAGAACUAACCACGUCGACACCUUUAACGACAGUUAAAACAACCCUUCAACCGACGGCUACGACGCAACAAACUUCAAUUGGUAGAACAACAUCUUCAAUGGCGACGGUGCAGAUGACUGACCAGGGUUCAACAUCAAAAGACACGUCAACAAUCGUUAGCACCUAUCCUUCAACUAAGGAUAGUUCAACCGCAUUAACUACUCUGGACGUAUUGACUCAAACAUCUACAGUUUCAACGGAAGAAUCAACGCCGCAAGCAGCAACACAGUUAAGCACUGAGGCAUUUACAUCAGGAAGGUCUACUAGAUCUACGACCAUAGACAUUUCUACUACUGUAACAUCGCAGGUUACAACGUCAACGGAUAUAACAACACAAACGACUGGAAUGCAACCUACAACCACCAAACCCCCAAUGACAUCGGAAGGUGAAAGGAUGACUAAAACAGAAGCAUUAACAACGCUUAACACAGUACUUAUGACAGAUGCAACAACGAAACUGUCAACAACAGAGAUAAGAACCUCACAACCUCAAACAACAGCUACCACAAGGGCACGUCGCAGUACGACGUUGUUGAAAACGACAACAGAAGAGCAUACUACUGCGUUGCCAGAAACGUCAGCGAGUACGGAACAGCUGACUUCAUCGCAAAUGACUGCGCAGACUUUAACCUCGACAGGACGUAGGGCAACAACAAAACCUACAUCCUCUACCCUGGGGAAUGCAGUUACAACAAACUUUUUAACAACCACUUCCGACGGAGACCUUACAACAGAGAUGACAACAAAACCUACACUGUCAAUGUCAAGUACCGACUCUACUACAACAGGGAUCAAAACGUCACCUUCGUCUGAGGCAGUGUCUCUAACCGAUAUCACAACCAAAGUGCCAACAAAGUUUGCAACAAAAUCUGCAACAGGAGUCAGCACUGCAAGACCAACUCAGCCAUCCACAGUGGGCAUUUCCACCUCGACUUCCACAAAAACUGAGCGAGCAACAACUAUAGCUACAACUGUUGUGACAGCUCUAGCCACUACGGAGUCAGUGGCCACAACUGAACCCACCUCCAAGGCUUCAACGGCCACUACAGAACGUACCUCUAAGAUGUCAACUUCAGAGACCAUGGCAUCAGUACCAUCUACUGCAACAAUCCCCGAGACCACCAGCGAAGGAACGACUGGCCAAGUCACAACUGUAACAACGAAACCAGAAACGACAUUCACCACCGCUGGCCCUACCACACGGGCUUCUACCAUAUCAUCUACAGCAACACUGCCUCUUACAACGAGUGUACACACGUCAGAGCUAUUAACAACUGAAACAACGGCCAAAACAACUAGUCGUACAGCAAAGGUAUCAACCAUUGCUUCCACAACAACACCAUCCCAAGCAACAAGUGGGUUUACGACAGACCAGCACUCAACUGUAACAACAAAACUAGAGAUGACUGUACCAACCACUAGCCCUACGACAACAAUGGCAUCUACAACAACUAGGGAAACAACUGGUCCACGUACAACUUAUAGAACCGUCAUGGAAACAUUAGACACAACUACCGGUAUUACUACAACAAAAACCUCUACCAUGUUACCUACUGAAACAAUUCCAUUCACAACAUCAAGUGCAAAAACGUCCGGUCAGGUCACAACUGAAACGACCCAGCCAGAAACUACAACCAUAACUGCUAAGCCAACAACAAGGGAUUCUUCUAUAGCGUCCACCUCAACUAUGACACCCAUGACGAGUGACAUAACAUCUGACCAGAUUACAACUGAAACAACAGCCAAAACUGCUGGUCGUACAACUAGGCCAUCAACAAUAGCUUCCACAACAAGUAUUACAUCUCCAGCAACAAGUAAAGUUACAACAGACCAAUUCUCUACUUUACCAACAGCACCAGGGACGACUGUAUCAACCGCUAGUCCUACAACAGGGGUCUCUAUGAUAGCAUCAACUACAACAUUUACAACAAGGGCUUCUUCUAUAGCGUCCACCUCAACUCUGCCAUCAACGACAAGUGAAAUGACAUCUGGUCAGUUAAGAACUGAAACAACAGUCAAAACUACUGGUCGCAAAACGACCUCAACAAUGGCAUCUACUUCAGGACGACCAUCUGAAACAACGAGUAAAUCUACAACGGACCAGUUCUCAACUGUUACAGCAAAACCAGCAACGACUGUGCCAACUGCUAGUCUUACAACAAGGACCUCUACAAUAGCAUCCACUGAAACAACAAGGAAACCAACAACUGGUCCGCGGACAACUUAUAAAACCGUAUUAGAAACAUUAGGUACAACCCCUGGACCUACAACAAAGACUUCUACCAUGUUACGUACUGAGACAAUUCCAGUCACAACAUCGAGUGCAAAAACGUCCGGCCAGGUCACAACUGAAACAACACAACCAGAAACUACAGGCACCACUGCUAAGCCAACAACAAGGGUUUCUUCUAUAGCGUCUACCUCAACUAUGACACCCAUAACAAGUGACAUGACAUCUGGCCAGAUUACAACUGAGACAACGGUCAAAACCACCGGUCGUACAACUAGGGCAUCAACCAUUGCUUCCACAAGAAGAAUAACAUCUCCAGCAACAAGUAGAGUUAAAACAGACCAGUUCUCAACUGUUACAACAGCACUAGAGACGACUGUACCAACCACUAGUCCAACAACAGGAGUUUAUACAUCUACUUCAUCAAUACCAUUAACAACAAUGGCUUCUUCUACAGCGUCCACUUCAACUCUGCCAUCCACGACAAGUGAUAAGUUAACAACUGAAACAACUGUCAAAACCGAUAGUCGUACAACAACCUCAACAAUAGCAGCUACUUCAGGAAAAACAUCUGAAACAACAAGUAAAGCUACAAUGGGCCAGUUCUCAACUGUUACAGCAAAACAAGAAACGACUGUACCAACUGCUAGUCUCACAAAAACCUCUACACAAGCAGCUACUGAAACGACAAGGGAAACAAUUACUGGUCCGCGGACAACUCAUAAAACAGUGCUAGAAACACUACGCACUACUGCUGGGCCUAUAACAAAGAUGUCUACCAUCUUCAGUACGACAACAUUGCCAUUCACAAGAACUAGAGCAAAAACAUCCGGUCAGUUUACAACUGAAAUAACACAACCAGAAACUACAGCCACUACUACUAGUAUAACAACAAGGUCUUCAUCUAUAGCGUCUACCUCAACUAUGUUAUCCAUGACAAGUGAAAUGACAUCCAGCCAGUUCACAACUGAAACAACGCAAGCGGAAACGACAGCCAGCACUGUUAGUUCUACCUCAAUGGCUUCAUCCAUAGCAUCCACUGCAACACUGCCAUCUACAACGGAUAAAAUGACAUCUGAUCAAUUUACAACUGAAACAACAAUCAAAACCACUGGUCACACAACAAGGCCCUCCACUGUGGCUUCUACAACAAGAAUACUACCACACAUAUCAACUAGAAUUACAACAGGCCAUCUCUCUACUGUAACAACAGAACCAGGGACGACUGUACCAACCACUGGCUUUACAACAGGGACCUCUACAAUAGCAUCUACUGCAAGAAUACCAUCUACAACAACAAGGAAAACAACAACUGGUCAAAAGACAACCCAUAAAACUAUACUAGAAACAUUACGCACAACUGUUAGUUCUACUACAAGAGCUUCUACCAUCACGUCUACUGAAACAAUGCCAUUUACAACAACACGUGCUACAAUAUCUGGUCAGGUAACAACAGAAACAACAAAGCCAGAAACGACAAGAAAUGUGUCUACAAAAAGAGCGUCCUCCAUAGUAUCUACUGCAACAAUGCCAUUUACGACAACAGGUGCAGAAACGUCCGGCCAGAUAACAACAGAAACAACACAGCCAGAAACGACCAGAGAUGGUUCUACAACAAGAGCGUCCUCCAUAGCAUCCACUGCAACAACGCCAUUCACGGCAAUAAGUGAAUUGACCACAGGCCAGCUUUCUACUGAAACCGAACAAACGACGACGACCUCUCCAACUGCUAGUCCUGUUGUGUUCUCUACAGCAACAAGUGAAAUAACAACUGGAGAGUUUACAACGUUUACCACUGAACCAAGUACAACAGCCGAAACUGCUACUUCACGAAUGACUUCUACAGUAACACCAACUGCAACAAUGCCAUUUACAACAACCGACAGAAUGUCAACGACACCCCAGAUUACAACCCAUAGAACGGUACUGGAAACAUUGGCCACAACAGCUGAGCCAACAACAACAGCUGAGCCAACAACAACCGCUGAGCCUAUAACAACCGCUGAGCCUACAACGACCGCUGGGUCUACAACAACUUCUGGGCCUACAACGAGGGCUUCUACAGUACCAUCUACUGCAACGUUCCCGGCGACAACCACUGGGCCUACAACAACCGCUGAGCCUACAGCAACAGCUGAGCCUACAACACCCGCUGGGCCUACAACAACCGCUGGGCCUACAACAACCACUGGACCUACAACAACAGCUUGGCCUACAACAACAGCUGGGCCUACAAUAACAGCUGGGUCUACAACAACCGCUGGGCCUGCAACAACCGUUGAGCCUACAAUAACCGCUGAACCUACAACAACCGCUGGUUCUACAACAACCACUGGGCCCACAACAACCACUGGGCCAACAACACCUGCUGGGCCUACAACAACCACUGGGCCAACAACACCUGCUGGGCCUACGGCAACCACUCAGCCUACAACAACAGCUGGGCCUUCAUCAACCGCUGGGCCUACAACAACCGCUGAAUCUACAACAACCGCUGGGUCUGAAACAACAGCUGGACCUACAACAACCACUGGACCUACAAUAACAGCUGGGCCUACAACAACCGCUGAGCCUACAACAACAGCUGGGCCUACAACAACCGCUGAACCUACAACAACCGCUGGGUCUGCAACAACAGCUGGGCCUACAACAACCACUGGGCCAACAACACCUGCUGGGCCUACAACAACCACUGGGCCAACAACACAUGCUGGGCCUACAGCAACCACUCAGCCUACAACAACCGCUGGGUCUACAACAACCGCUGGGCCUUCAACAACCACUGGACCUACAAUAACCGCUGGGUCUACAACAACCGCUGGACCUACAACAACCGCUGGGUCUACAACAACAGCUGGGAUUACAACAACAGCUGGGUCUACAACAACCGCUGAGUCUACAACAACCGCUUAUACUGUAUUUAGCCCUUCUGGGAAUGAAUAUGCAAUAAACAUGGUCAUUAUCGUUUAA